GCGCUUCCACUGCCCUCUCCCCCUAUUAAGAAAGUUUAGGUUCAAAGUCUGGGUCCAAAUUAUCAAGUUAUUAUUUAAAUGCAAUUACUGUUUUAAUUCUUCUGUUUAUAUAAUAGUUUUACAAAAUGUCGAACAGUAAAAUGUUUAAUGCACUAAAAAUCCUGAAACAUCGCAACAAUGUUAAACUUUUUAAUGAACUGCAUAGCAGAACCUUCGCGGCUGCCGCAACUUCAAACGUCCACACCAAGUGCAAAUUAGUUAACGGGGUUUAUGUCGUAACUAUAGACUCACCCAAUGUCAAGGUAAAUUCGCUGAAUACAGCUGUAAUGGAUGAAGUCAAGAACAUUGUAAAUGAAAUAGAAUCAAAUCCAGCAAUUGAGGCAGCUGUAUUAAUAUCGGGUAAACCGGGAUGCUUCAUAGCAGGCGCUGACAUUGGAAUGAUUGAAAGCUGCACAACAAAAGAUGAAGUUGUAGCUUUAGCCAAGAGUGGUCAUUCAAUUUUCCAUCAAAUGGAAAAGUCCCGAAAACCUUACAUAGCUGCUAUACAAGGAAGUUGCCUUGGAGGUGGUUUAGAAACAGCACUUGCCUGUCAUUACCGCAUUGCAGUUAAAGAUUCAAAAACUGGUUUUGCCUUACCUGAAGUUAUGUUGGGUCUACUGCCUGGUGGUGGUGGAACUCAGAGGAUGCCAAAAUUAACUUCAAUUCCUACCACUUUGGACCUCGCUUUAACAGGAAAAACAGUAAAGGCUGAUAAAGCUAAGAAAUUGGGAAUUGUAGACUUGCUUGUUUCACCACUGGGACCUGGUCUCGGACAGCCACAGGAAAAUACAAUGCAAUAUUUAGAAAAAGUUGCUAUCCAAGUGGCUAAAGAUAUUGCUUCUGGAAAAAUGAAGAUUGAAAAGAAAAAGGGGCUGAUGGACAAAGUUACUGGUACCGUAAUGCAGUGGGACUUUGUAAAGAACAUUAUUUUCAAUAAGGCCAAAGAACAAGUCAUGAAGGCAUCUCGGGGUCUCUACCCGGCACCUUUGAAAAUUUUGGAAGUAGUCAGGGUAGGAGUAGAUAAAGGCCCCGUUGCGGGUUUUGAGGCAGAAGCACAAGGUUUCGGUGAAUUGGCCAUGACUCCACAAAGCAAGGGCUUGAUCGGCCUCUUCCGUGGACAGACUGAGUGUAAGAAAAAUAGAUUUGGAAAGUCACAAGUUGAUGUCAAGACAAUUGGUGUGCUUGGAGCUGGUUUGAUGGGUGCUGGUAUAGUCCAAGUGUCAAUUGACAAAGGAUACAAUGUAGUGAUGAAGGAUGCUACCAACGCUGGUCUUUAUCGUGGCAUGGGACAAAUACAGACUGGCCUUACCAAUGCUGUUAAACGCAAAAGGAUUAGCGCUCUGCAGAAGGACAAAUAUAUCUCCAAUCUAUUACCGACAUUGGAUUACUCUAAGUUUAAGAAUGCGGAUUGUGUAAUUGAAGCUGUGUUUGAAGACAUUAAUAUCAAACACAAAGUUAUUAAGGAGAUCGAGGCAGUGGUGCCGAAACAUUGCAUCGUGGCCACCAAUACCAGUGCUAUUCCUAUAACGAAAAUCGCAGCUGGUAGCAGCCGUCCUGAGAAAGUUAUUGGUAUGCACUACUUCUCGCCUGUGGACAAGAUGCAGUUGCUCGAGAUCAUCCGUCACCCGGGCACCAGUGAUGAUACCGCAGCCUCCGCUGUCGCAGUGGGGCUGCGCCAGGGCAAGGUGGUGAUCACCGUGGGAGAUGGACCCGGCUUUUAUACCACCAGGAUCCUGUCCACCAUGCUUAGCGAGGCUAUUAGGCUGUUGCAAGAGGGUGUCGAUCCGAAAGCUCUGGACAACAUGACCAAGGAGUUCGGUUUCCCAGUGGGCGCCGCUACUUUGGCUGACGAAGUCGGAAUCGAUGUUGGCGCUCACAUCGCUGUUGAUUUGGCCAAGGCGUUCGGUGACAGAAUCAGCGGGGGUGACUUGAACAUAAUGCAAGACUUGGUGAAAUCCGGCUUUAUGGGCAGGAAGUCGGGCAAAGGUUUCUACAUCUACGAGAAGGGCAGCAAGAGCAAAGACGUGAACCAGGAUGCUGUGCAGCUUUUGAAAGAAAAGUAUUCGCUCGAGCCACGCGGUGCUGCUACCGUCGAAGAUCAGCAGCUGAGAAUGGUUUCUAGAUUUGUCAAUGAAGCGGUACUGUCGCUAGAGGAGAAAAUCUUACACAGCCCGCUCGAGGGUGAUGUCGGUGCUGUUUUCGGUCUUGGGUUCCCGCCUUUCACUGGAGGACCUUUCAGAUGGGUGGACCAGUUUGGCGCGGACAAAUUAGUUAGGAAGAUGGAAGAGUAUCAAGGCCUAUAUGGCGCUCCCUUCAAACCCGCCCAGACUCUCGUCGACAUGGCCAAAGAUACCAGCAAGAAAUUCUACAAGCGCUGAAUCUAAAUAAGUGACGCUUGUAGCGUUGUAUACUGCCCUCCUCUAUUGUUCUUAUUUUUGCAUGUUCACAAAUACGAAAUUACUAUAUUAUAACACGUGAAUCGUGAUAUUUAUAAGAUUGGCGAUGUUGCCGUUAAGAAUAAUGAAACGUUAUAUACCUACAUAGAAAUAUUUUUGAAGAUUUUAUAAUUAAGUGUAAGAGAAUCUUAGGAUAUGUGUAUGUAAUUUUCUAUUAUUUAUUUUGCUAUUGUCUUCUGAAAAAAGUCUCAAUCCGCUAAAAUUGUGUUGAUUACAAUUUUUUUAGUUGAAUAAAAAAUAAAAAUUCUA
This is a messenger RNA of Colias croceus (clouded yellow), 2744 nucleotides long. RefSeq names its product trifunctional enzyme subunit alpha, mitochondrial (gene Mtpalpha). Lineage: Eukaryota; Metazoa; Arthropoda; Insecta; Lepidoptera; Pieridae. The coding region runs from base 126 to 2417 and encodes 763 amino acids. Gene Ontology annotation, biological process: fatty acid beta-oxidation. Gene Ontology annotation, molecular function: long-chain (3S)-3-hydroxyacyl-CoA dehydrogenase (NAD+) activity; enoyl-CoA hydratase activity; NAD+ binding. The transcript is spliced from 14 exons. The record is from RefSeq and is a predicted model, not a curated record. Gene Ontology annotation, cellular component: mitochondrion; mitochondrial fatty acid beta-oxidation multienzyme complex.